Messenger RNA from Limanda limanda (common dab), 3372 nucleotides. RefSeq names its product splicing factor proline/glutamine-rich (gene sfpq). NCBI's taxonomy places the organism in Eukaryota, Metazoa, Chordata, Actinopteri, Pleuronectiformes, Pleuronectidae. Bases 108 to 1988 code for a protein of 626 amino acids. Gene Ontology annotation, cellular component: nucleus. The transcript is spliced from 10 exons. The record is from RefSeq and is a predicted model, not a curated record. Gene Ontology annotation, biological process: regulation of DNA-templated transcription. Gene Ontology annotation, molecular function: RNA binding.
CGUCAGUCGCCAUUUUGAGACGGUCGAGCCACCGACUAGUUGCAAACGUCUGUUACGCAGCAGGUCUGUAGCGUUUUUUAAUCAUAUUUACGCCGAUCUACGAACCAAUGUCUCGAUUUCACAACAACCGCGGCGGCCUCGGGAUGAACCACUUCCAGGCCCGCAGAGGCGGUGCACCCGGGGGCCCGAUGCGCGGCGGACUGAUGGGGAACCCGAACUUCAGGAACCAUCCUUUCCAAAACCAGAACCAGAACCGAAGGGGACAAAACAACAACUUCAACAAACCGAACAACCAGGGGCCACAGAUCACCCCCCAGAAGAACCUGCCCAUCAUCCCUCCACCGACCCCCGGCCCGGCCCUCACCAUGAAGGGCCCCAUGCAGCAGCAGCAGACGCCUGUGGCGGCCGUGCAGACACCGAAGCCGGCGACCCCCACUCCCGUAGUCAGCAUCAAGACCUCCCCGCAGAAACCUAUCCUGUCCUCCCCUCCACCGAUCCAGGUGAUCAAGAACCAGAACCAGACCCCGGAGCUCAAGUCCCCGGUCGGAAACACUAACGGACAGCAGCAGCAGCAGAAGCCUCCACCUCAGCAGCAGCAGCAUCAGCCGCCGACCCCACGUCCGAGCCCCAGGUCCGGGCCUCACCAGAGCCAGAGGAACACCCCGUACCAGGGGGGCCACCGGGGGGCCCCGCCGCCAAGCAAGUUCAAGCAGGAGCGGGAGGAGCAGGAGAAGCGGGCCUCGAACGCGAACUCCGCGGAGAGCAGCGCACCACAGGAGGGAUUCAAGGCGACUCUGUCCAUGCUGCUGAAACCCGGUGAGAAGACGUACACUCAGCGGUGUCGUCUGUUCAUCGGGAACCUGCCCAGCGACAUCACAGAGGAGCAGUUCAAGAAGCUGUUCGCCAAGUACGGAGAGCCCAGCGAGGUCUUCAUCAACAAAGGCAAAGGCUUUGGUUUCAUCCGGCUGGAGUCCCGUGCACUCGCAGAGAUCGCGAAGGCAGAGUUAGACGACACACCGAUGAGAGGCCGGCCCUUGCGUGUCCGCUUCGCCACACACUCCGCAGCCCUGUCCGUGAAGAACCUGUCCUCGUUCGUCUCCAACGAGCUCCUGGAGGAGGCGUUCUCACAGUUUGGAAUGGUCGAGAGGGCCAUUGUCAUUGUGGACGACCGUGGGCGCUCCUCGGGCAAGGGCAUUGUCGAGUUUGCCUCCAAACCUGCAGCCAGGAAGGCUCUGGACAGGUGCAACGAAGGCGUCUUCCUUCUCACAACGUCACCUCGGCCUGUUAUCGUCGAGCCUCUGGAGCAGUUUGAUGACGAAGACGGUCUCCCAGAAAAACUGGCACAGAAGAAUCCCAGAUAUCAAGCAGAGCGUGAGGAGCCUCCUCGCUUCGCCCGUCCCGGCACUUUUGAGUUUGAGUACUCCAAGCGCUGGAAGUCCCUGGAUGAGAUGGAGAAGCAGCAGAGGCAGCAGGUGGAGAAGAACAUGCGCGAGGCCCGCGAGAAGCUCGAGAGCGAGAUGGAGGAUGCCUUCCAUGAGCACCAGGCCAGUCUACUCCGACAGGAUCUGCUGAGGCGACAGGAGGAACUUCGACGCAUGGAGGAGGUCCACAGUAAGGAGAUGCAGAAGAGGAAGGAGAUGCAGCUCAGACAAGAGGAAGAACGACGCCGGAGGGAGGAGGAGAUGCUUCGUACGAGAGAGAUGGAAGAACAGAUGCGCCGGCAGCGUGAGGAGAACUACAGGAUGGGCAACUUCAUUGAUAGGGAGAGGGAAAUGAGGAGUGGAGCGAUGGAAAUGGCCUUCGGUGCAGCCGGCCAGAAGUUUGGAAUGGGCUUUGAGGGACAACAGGGAACAGGAGGCCUGAUGGGCAACGAAAUGCGCAAUGAGCGCUUUGCCCAAGGCGGUCCUAGGGGAAUGGGUCCUGGCAACCCUGGGUACGGCAGGGUUCGGGAGGAGUUUGAUGGUCCUGCUAAGAAACCCCGUUUUUAAACGCUGCUCUUUGAUGCACCCUACAGCAAUUUGUACAGAUACUUCAUAACAAAUAUGUUGAGUCGCAUUUCUUGUAUUUAAGUUUAAGAUUGUUGCUACAUUUAGCUUGACAAUUUGCUCCUUUUAUGACCGAGUCAAUAUUUUCAUUUUUUUAUUUUGUAUUGUCAGUAGUUUGGAAAGAUAGCUCGCCCUCAUGUGAUCCUUUAGUUCUUCCUGACCCAUGUACAUUUUUCUUUUCUAGAUGUACUUUCCUCUGUGAGUCGCCGUGAAGUGAUAAUUGUAACAUUUUUCUCAACUUUCUAUGGCUGUGUUUUGUGCCAUUAAUUUGGAUUCAAAGCAUGUAUUAUAAUAAAGACAAAUUGUUCUAUGAGGACAAACCUUUAGCGUUUAUUCCUAAACGAUGAAACGUUCAAAAACAAAUCAAAUCUUUGUUUAAACAAAUGAAAUAAUGUGGUUAAAUCUGCCACAUUAGGUCUUAAAGGGUCUAUGUGUUAUCUCCGCCACAAUCCUGACCUUUAAAUUCAGUAAAGCGAACAUUUAUAAAAAAAAAAAAAAAAAAGUAAAGCCCCUACCGCGGAUGUGUAAAACUUUCAGCAUCUGAUAAGAUUUCGUCGACCAGGCUGCACCCAGGCGCAAUUGAUUGUGCAUUUUUAAUCCACAGCUUUUUAAUUGCAUUUCAUGAACACUGCACUCGGGGUAAACCGAGACAUUAAAAGCAAAAAGCUGUUCAUCUUUAGUUUGGUGCACUAAUAUGGUCAAAGCGUUUCAGGUGAGCAGAAAUACUACACAUAGAACCUUUAAGAAUGCAAGUAUGCAUAGUGGACAGACAUGAGUCUCCUUAUGAACACACUCUGCUCAUAUAACAUACAUAGUCCACAAUAGUGUGCGUGUUCUGAGCGAGGGUUAUUGGCUGCGUGGAACAUGAAUAUUGAAGGGUCACAGCAGUUUACAUUCAACAAACUUCACUUGCAGUUUGUGUUGCUGCCUUCGUUGGAGCUGAACCAGUGAAAGAGUGCUCAAAAGGUUUCUGAAGUUUGCAGUAAAUUAGAAAGUGGUGAAAAUGUACGUAUUCUGGAGUACUCUGAAAUGGGCGUGGCAACUGAAACCCAACUGAACGAUGGACAUUACCUAUGAUCCCCGACUUCCUGAACCAGAGGAGCUGCAGCUGUAACAAAUGCACCAAACUGUUCUUAGAGUUACUUGAUCUACAGUUCAGCAAUACGCUCGAACUUGAUGGACCUGAUUCCGAUGAUCUCACAGUCGUCACCCGCAAUCGUAUCCACUCACCAAAGCUUUGGUGAGGAGUGGGAAUGAAAGAAGAAACAUUCUCCUCAUUCCAAGUGACUGAACCAUCAAACUCAUUUUAAUAAAGGUGAUAUCUUAA